UAAAUUGUAUAUUAUACACUGUACAGCCGUACAGUGUCGAGAUAUUUUUGAAGCGUUUCGAUUUGCUUUUAUAAAAUGGAAUAUUUCUAGAUGCAGAGAGCACAUGGUAGAUUAGGCUCCAAGAACUUGAACGUUGAUUAGGUGAUUUGUUGGAAACGAACGCCGAUGUCCCCGCGGCUCCAACGGGCCGGCUCAACUUUCCCGCUUUUCCGGAAGCGGCGGGCAUGACCCGAAAAGCGGCCGCGGCCGAUUGGUCGGUGCACGGCGUCUCUUAGCGCGCGCAGCACGCGGUGCCGUUGCACGUAGAACGUAAACGAGGGGGCCCAUUUAGCGUCCGGUCACCGUGGCGACGAGCGAGGCGAACGCGCGAGUGCGACACAUCGGACACACACGGGGGGGCCUGCGCGAUCCGAACUGAAUAGUGUCGGGACUCUAUUUAUAAGCGCGUGCACGCACAAUGGGAUACGCGUUCGCCUGUUUCCGUUACAGCCUCGUCGUCGGUGCGGUCCUCCUUGGCAUUUCCGGCGCGAUCGCGGUCGUGUGCGCCAGUUAUUUCAUUUAUGAGCUGUACAGGUACACGCCGCUCACACCCGACCAUGUGUGCGAGUCGUCUGCCGUCCUGCUGGCGUUGGGUGUUAUCACAUGCGGGUUCGGCUGGUGCGUCUGGCGAUUUCUCGAUUUUUCCAACAGGGGCCAAGUGAUCAUCUUUACCGCAGUACUGGCGGUCAUCGUCCUGAUUGAGACCGGAGUCGGGAUCUGGGCCUUGGUGCGACACGAACAGAUAGACGCUAUGUCGUCUGCGCAACACGAAAAGAUUUUCGCGCUCGCGAUCACGGAUGAUAAGGUCAUCUGGGACCACAUGCAGUCCACGUUACACUGCUGCGGAAUAGACGGGCCGUCCGAUUAUCGUGGAGUAAACGCGAUUCCUUGGUCCUGCUGCAAUAUGACGAAUCAAGAGACUGACAACCCCACUGGUGGUAUUUGCGUCGUUAUCAAUAAACGGGGAUGUCAGCACACGGUGUUAAAUAGGACGAGAUCGAUCCUCCUUCAUGUUUUCCUGGUGGCGUUGUGCUCCGUGCUGCUGCAAAUUUCCUUCAUAGCGUUCACGACUUGCUACAUCAGAAUCUACAAAGACAAAAUGGAAAGGAGAGCAUCGCAGUUGGCUGCGCGCACGUCUCUGCAAGACACAAGAGAAGAAUUGGACGCUAGGAACAACUUUCUGACCCGUCAGUCCAAGUACUUGCAAAAUUCUGAGGAUCCCUAGCCCAUGCUGAACACCGCGAAGGACAGAGAUGUGUGUCACUUAAGGACCGUGCGUCAUUGUGAUAUGCGAAAUACACUUCGCGUCGUGACAAUACCAACAGUGUACAGAUACACUAGUGAUACCGAUAUUGUUCCUGUUCCACAGGGUAUUUCGAGCCGACCGAGAAAUACUUUAGCGGGUUCCUCGCCAAAUACCUCUAUUAGCUUUUCUUCGUCUUCCGGAAACUGCGUCUUGCCAAUUCUUAACAUUGAACUGCUUGGUAAAUAAAUUUUAGUAUUUUUGAUAAAAUGAAAUAGGAAAUUUUUUUAUGCAUUUACAAAUGAUAUAAUUUCUUAAAAAGAUGUUUUAUAUCUGUUUCGUUUCUUUUUCUCAAUCAAACUUAAGGAGAAUACGAAACUUGAGUUGAGAAAGGUCCGUCUCUAAAGUAUUUUUCAAUCUUGCCUGAUUACCCCGUAUAAAGAAAAAAUCGACAAUAUUUCGAAAGGUGCCCGAGUAUUUGCUAUUCUUACUGCCAAAUAGGUGAUUUUUACUACGACGACAUUUCUGUCUUAAUGCAAUUUUUUUUUAUGUUCCUGGCAAUGUCGAGAAUUACAGUUUAGUUCAAGGAGUAUCGCUUUGUCACCUUAGUAAACUAUAACAAAGUCCGUGUUUAUAUUCCCGUGGGUUUUAGUUAAUUUAGUUUGUACUUAACAUACCUUUUAAUACGGUAGUUAUUAAAUAAACAGUCGACUGCACAGUGCGAUGCUUUAAUCAACGACACGACUAACAAAUGUAUAGGUAUUCGGUAUGAAUGUUUCAUUUUCAUAUCUUGCGUUAUCCAAAAGUGCUUCGACUCUAGAGAUUAAACAGCAGGACGUAUUAUAGUCUCACGACUCGGAGAAAGUGACAGAAAUAACCGUGAAUAGUUUUUGUAUUAUUUUUAUCUCACUUUUAUGUCAAUAUUUUUCGUUGAUUUUCUGUCCGAACUCCUCAUUGGCGCUAUAGUAUACGCAAAUCUUUUAUAAUAUUAUACCAACUGAAAGUAAAACCUAUUUUGUAUAUCCGAUUUUUACGAAAGCAGGGUCGUUUCUUGAAAGAAAA
Molecule: messenger RNA, 2344 nt
Organism: Vollenhovia emeryi
Lineage: Eukaryota; Metazoa; Arthropoda; Insecta; Hymenoptera; Formicidae
Product: leukocyte surface antigen CD53-like
Exons: 5
Coding region: 458-1264 (268 amino acids)
Cellular component (GO): membrane
Source: RefSeq, a predicted model, not a curated record